Molecule: messenger RNA, 549 nt
Organism: Fulvia fulva
Lineage: Eukaryota; Fungi; Ascomycota; Dothideomycetes; Mycosphaerellales; Mycosphaerellaceae
Exons: 2
Coding region: 1-549 (182 amino acids)
Source: RefSeq, a predicted model, not a curated record
AUGAAUGGGGACAGGUCACACCCACUGCUGCAACAGACAGCGUUGAGCGUUAACCCGUUCAUCGAUCUGCCAAAGGCACCAACGCUGCCGCAUAACUAUGCAUCGCUACCUUCCACACUGCCUCCCUCGACGUUGAACUCGGCACCGGCGCCUUCGAAUCCAGAGCUGCCGGCGUACGUGACUUCCUCGUCAGGUUUUGCAGCACACCCAAGAACCAUCAUUGCACAGAACAAGUCUCUCCUCGAGCAGAUCGAGAAGCAGCGUAAAGAUGCUCAGAAGCAAGUGCAGAAAUGGGAACAGAGCAUUAGGGAUAGAGAGCUUGCGGAGAAGCGAAGGAAAGCGCCGGGAUAUCUAGACACUGGCAUUGCAUUGCUGCAGCCGGAGAAACCAAAAGCUGAGAUGGGUGAAGCAAGUAGCAAGAAUCUUAUGGAUGAGCCUGCUCCCGCCGAGGUUGAUGGUGCAGCGCGGCGGGGUGACAAGGAUGGGAGCGAUCUGGGUGUGGCAAUGGACAGGGCAUUCGGAGCUCUGGGAAGAAGCGAGAUGGGCUAG